Molecule: messenger RNA, 5343 nt
Organism: Labeo rohita (rohu)
Lineage: Eukaryota; Metazoa; Chordata; Actinopteri; Cypriniformes; Cyprinidae
Gene: trpc6b
Product: transient receptor potential cation channel, subfamily C, member 6b
Exons: 12
Coding region: 183-2765 (860 amino acids)
Biological process (GO): manganese ion transport; calcium ion transmembrane transport; regulation of cytosolic calcium ion concentration
Cellular component (GO): cation channel complex; membrane
Molecular function (GO): inositol 1,4,5 trisphosphate binding; protein binding; store-operated calcium channel activity
Source: RefSeq, a predicted model, not a curated record
UCAAUGAGAUUUCCCAAGAACGCGCGUGUAGUUCUAUGCACCAGACCGACAACAGAAUUCUUAUAUUUGAAUGAAAAACAAGAUUCAAAAGAAUUUCAACUAACUUUGCAUGGGCACGUCUAUUCCCGGUGUCUCGUGCGCAUCAGUAGCAGUGAGAGAUUCAUGAAGACAGCAGCAAACCGAUGUCCACUGAUUACACUUCUGUCAAACACACUUCUGUCCAUCAACGGAUGAACACCGACUUUGAAAAGUAUCCUUUACCACGGUACUGCAAGAGGUGGAGCAACGAUGACCUUCAGAGGCACGCAUUGGCUAAGAGCCGGCGUAUGGCUAUGCGACGACCGGCUUACAUGUUUAACGCCCGUUACAAUAGUCUAUCGCCAACUGAAGAGCGUUUCCUAGAGGCGGCUGAGUAUGGAAAUAUCCCUGUCAUCCGUAGGAUGCUAGAAGAAAUCCCAGACCUGAAUGUCAACUGUGUGGACUACAUGGGCCAGAAUGCAUUGCAGCUUGCAGUUGCCAAUGAGCACCUGGAAGUGACAGAACUCUUGCUAAAUAAAGAGAAUCUGGCUAGGAUUGGUGACGCUCUGCUUUUAGCCAUAAGUAAAGGCUACAUUCGUAUCGUGGAGGCCAUUUUAGGCCACCAGGCCUUUGCGGACACAUCCAAACUCACUAGCAGCCCCCUCCAGGCAGAGACGCAAGAUGACUUCUUCGCCUAUGACGAGGAUGGCACACGGUUUUCCCAUGAUAUUACACCCAUUAUACUAGCUUCUCAUUGCCACGAAUAUGAGAUCGUACACAUUCUGCUAAGAAAGGGUGCUCGCAUUGCACGCCCACAUGACUACUUUUGCAAAUGUAACAGCUGCCUCUAUCACCAGAGGCAUGACUCUUUUAGCCAUUCACGUUCCAGAAUCAAUGCCUACAAAGGGUUGGCAAGCCCUGCCUACCUUUCUUUAUCCAGCGAGGACCCGGUACUGACAGCUCUAGAGCUCAGCAAUGAACUGGCUGUACUGGCCAACAUAGAAAAAGAGUUUAAGAACGAUUAUAAGAAGCUGUCUAUGCAAUGUAAAGACUUUGUAGUUGGACUUCUGGAUCUGUGUCGAAAUACAGAGGAGGUGGAAGCCAUUUUAAACGGAGACACAGAGGCAAGUGGCCACUUUGACAAGGGCGGCAGACCUAAUCUAGUUCGAUUAAAACUGGCUAUCAAGUACGAGCUGAAAAAGUUUGUAGCCCAUCCAAACUGCCAGCAGCAGCUUUUGUCCAUAUGGUAUGAGAAUCUGUCAGGGCUCAGGCAACAGACCACAGCUGUCAAGUUGCUGGUGGUUCUGGGGGUGGUGGUUGGCCUUCCCAUCCUGGCCUUACUGUACUGGAUAGCACCCUCAAGCAAGUUGGGGAAGAUCAUACGUGGUCCUUUCUUAAAAUUUGUGGCACAUGCAGCUUCUUUCACAAUCUUUCUUGGCCUUCUCAUCAUGAACGCUGCUGACCGUUUCGAAGGGACAUCUCUCUUACCAAAUAUGACCAUCCACGACCAUCCCUCGCAAUUGUUCCGCAUGAAGACCACCCCGUUUACCUGGAUGGAAAUGCUGAUCAUUUCCUGGGUCGUAGGCAUGAUUUGGGCAGAAUGUAAGGAGAUUUGGUCUCAGGGUCCUCGAGAAUAUCUGCUGGAGCCUUGGAAUUUGCUGGAUUUUGGAAUGCUGGCCAUUUUUGUGACUUCCUUCAUUGCUAGAUUUAUGGCGUUUUGGCAUGCAAAUGUUGCACAGAGUUACGUCGACAAGCGCUACACAGAUCUAUCAAACAUUACCUUGCCCCUUGAGAUCGAAUACUAUCGUCUUGCUCGUGUCCACUGGGUUCCUUCAGACCCUCAGCUGAUCUCUGAGGGCCUUUAUGCCAUCGCAGUGGUUCUGAGUUUCUCUCGGAUUGCGUAUAUCCUGCCGGCCAACGAGAGCUUUGGGCCCUUGCAGAUCUCUCUGGGCAGGACUGUGAAAGACAUAUUUAAAUUCAUGGUGAUCUUCAUAAUGGUGUUUGUGGCUUUCAUGAUUGGCAUGUUUAACCUCUACUCAUACUAUCGUGGAGCAAAGCAGAACGGCGCCUUCACAACUGUUGAAGAAAGCUUUAAAACUUUAUUCUGGGCUAUUUUUGGACUUUCUGAGGUCAAGUCUGUCGUCAUCAACAACGGGCACAAAUUCAUUGAGAAUAUUGGCUAUGUACUUUACGGAGUCUACAACGUUACCAUGGUUAUCGUCUUACUCAACAUGCUCAUCGCCAUGAUCAACAACUCAUUUCAGGAAAUUGAGGACGAUGCAGAUGUGGAGUGGAAGUUUGCCAGGGCUAAGCUUUGGUUUUCAUACUUUGAGGAAGGAGGGACGCUGCCUGUGCCCUUUAACCUCAUCCCCAGCCCAAAAUCAGUCGUCAGCCUGGCUAUGAAACUCAAACAGCUCCUACUAAUACCUCUUCACAGACACAAAGAGGAUCUGAAGGAGGACACAGAGCUCAAUGAGUCUGGUAAUCAGAAAGAGUCCAGUGAGAAGAACUCACCUCAUACAAGUCGUUACCAGAGGAUCAUGAAACGCCUAAUCAAACGAUAUGUGAUCAAAGCACAGACUGACAAAGAGGGAGAUGAAGUUAAUGAAGGGGAACUAAAGGAGAUCAAGCAGGACAUCUCAAGUUUGCGCUAUGAGCUGCUAGAGGAGAAGUCCCGUCAGACGGAGGAGCUAGCAGCACUUGUCAGGAGACUGGGAGAGAGACUAGCUAGUCAACAAAACCUGUAGUUUUUCUCAAUAGUAACACUCUUUUCAUUAUUCUCAAUGGUGAUUCUCAGUACAUUGUCAAUAUUCUAAAACACACACACACACACACACAUAUAUAUAUAUAUAUAUAUAUAUAUAUAUAUAAUUUAAAAUAUCAUAAAGGUAGUACAAAAAAUAAUACGACAUUAAAAUACUUGAAAAAUACAUUAAUAUAUAUGUAAUAACAUACAGGAACUAGGGUGCUACAUUUAUAAAAAAUAUCACUAUGUUAAAUUUACUAAACUUUUUUUUUUAAGCUCAGUUGCAAAAACACAGCUAUUAUAUUAAGACUGUAUCUUAAUAACUAGUCUAGUCAGCUAGCAGUUUGCCUAAGGAUUUUCAAUCUAAAAUUAGAUUUUAUGCAGCUGACUUAAAAAGAAGUUAUAACCAGUCUGAAAGAAUAAAAAUGUAGUGAAGUUAAUUAUAGUCUAAGCAGAUUAUUCAACUGGCCCCAGAACAUGUUUUUGACAGUGAGAAUUACUCUAUUACUCUUUCCUUAACAGUAAGCCAUAUUUGCUUGUUUUAUAAGCACAUUUUCUUCUGGAGAGUAAAUAAAGUAAAAAUGUUACAUUUCAGAAUUUUUAUGGAGAGUCACUGUUGGUAUCGUCAGUGCUAAUAAUGCCGCUGUUUGCCAUCGUGUUGCCAUGCUGUGUCAUAUUCUAUUCUAAUUAUGCUAUGUUACAAAGACAAAACACAGUAACUACACAACACCGAGACAGAGAAGUUUUUAGAAUGUCACUGUGAAUGUGUAGUUACUGCAUUUUGCAUGGUGUUUUUGAUGUUAAUGAAUCUGGAAAUCUAUCAUCUUUUAACAUGUUAUGAUUGUCGUUUGAGGUCCGCUACAAAUGUUUUAUUAACCCUAAAUAUGAAUUAUUCAUUGUGUGAAAUCUGACAGUUAAAAGGUGUCAGUGUUCCUACAGAGACAAUGGUAUAUUUAUAAUAAAAAAAAGAAAAAGUAAAAAUAAAUGUUUCGAAAACACAAGUGGUAAGUUGCGCUUUUACCUCAUUUGCUUCCUCUUUUAGACUUAAAGGGGUCAUUGGAUACUAAGUUCACUUUUUCAUGUUUGAACAUUAAUGUGUGUUGGCAGUGUAUGUACAAAUCUACUCUAUAAUGAUAAAAAUCCAUGCAGUGGUUUUUAAUUAAUAUGUAAAAAUAAUUUCCCCUUUUUCAAAUUGAGCCGUUCUCAGAUGCCGCUCCCACAAUAGUUGAUUGACAUGAGUGUCUUACCUCAGGUCAGCUGUCUCAGUCAGACCUUCAUUGUUUUGAUACCGGUGCAGGGAUGUAAGUUCGACAAGAAUAUCUCUGACUGAGUGAUUGAGGUGUUGUGUUGCUGGAUGUAAUAAUGAACAUAGUGGUCGUCAUUUACUCCCGACAUCUGAGUCGCUGAAGAUGCAGUGGAUUACAUUUGUUUGUGAAGGGAAUGCGGCUCCCAAUCUACAUAUAUCCGUCUAUGUUCGCGUGAAUCAUUCGUGAUCCAGCUUCACUUACAGCAGAAGUAAGUAUAAGGGUUUUUUUUUAAUGAAUCUAUCGAAACUAUCGCCUUACAAUCCUAACAAUGUGCUAGUUAGCAAGUUUAGCGGUAAACGCGGCUAAAUGCGGCUAAAGUAAACAGGCUCGUUUCUCCACAGACAGUAGAGAGGGGCGGGGCGAGCAGAGCUCAUUUGCAUUUAAAGGAGCAAUGCAUCAGAAUGGGAUGAUUUUUGCAGAGCUGAUUUUGACAAGGUAAAAAGUGUGUUGUUUUACACAACCACUGAGAAUUUUUAACCAAAGUAUGUUAUAGACUUUUCAUUAAGACCCUAAACAAUCAUAUCAAAUUGUGGAAAAUGGGCAUCCGAUGACCCCUUUAAAACAUAUACGCUAAUAACUGCACUAUACUCAGUUACUGUAAUGAAUCUACUGAGGUUCUCAGUAAUCCCUCACAUUGCUUUAUUAUAACUUGGAAACCACACGUCAUUAGACAAUAUAGGUUGUUGUGAGAUAGUCUCUGGUUCACUUAUUAAUUAUAGGUCCUGAUUAAAGAAACUAAAUCUGCUCUUUUGCUACGUAAUUUCAUUUACAAACUGCCCAAUGGAAAAGAUCAUACUUUGUGAAAAAGUAUUCUUAAUUUAAUUGUUUUUGGGGUUUUUUACUUGCAGAUUAUAUAAUGAUGAAGUUUUUUUUUAGGAAACUGACUGAGGAUCCAUUGGUGAGCAAGUGAUGAAAUGCUAAAUAGUUUCAAAUCUGUAAUGAAAAAAAGUCAUUUUUUAUAUUGUGAAUGGCCUGAGUGAGUAAAUCUUGAGGAACUGUGUUUGUGUAAAACUAUUCCUUUCAAGUACAUUUUGAACUAUGCUUUAAUAAUCUUUUGUCAUGUUUUAACACAACAUUCAACAUUAUGGAUGGGUGCUCAACUGUACUGUAUACAACUGUACUUUUCCAACAAAAAAGCUUCUUGUGUUUAUGACUUAUUUGUGGCAAAUAUUACCUACUUAUGGAUGUAAAAAAAAAGUAUUACUAUUUUAGUAGACAAGUAAAGGAAAUGUCAUAUGAAAAAUCACUUCUUUUCAGUCCCUAGUUCUGGUG